Acanthosepion pharaonis is the source of this 597-nucleotide messenger RNA. The record is from the annotation of a GenBank genome assembly. Lineage: Eukaryota; Metazoa; Mollusca; Cephalopoda; Sepiida; Sepiidae.
AUGUCUGACACAGUGUUAAGACAGCUUUGGCUGGACAAACUUCACGUGAACACCAUCCAAAUUUUGGCUUCCCUCCCAGACGAAAUUGAAAUACAAAAACUAGCUGAAAUAGCUGAUAAAAUAGCUGAUGACCAGCCAGCUAGUCCUGUGUAUGCUGCGACCCAGAGACAGCCAGUAGCAUCGGUGGUUGACGCAGACGACAUGCGUAAACUCAGUGACAGGUUAGCACAACUGUCAAUUCAGGUUCGGGAUAUUCAGAAGUCUAUGCAACAGCAGAAAUGCAACUUCACUAAUCGAACUCCUCCUGAAUUACGACGACGUAGACACAGAUCGUUGUCACGAAAUAGGGAAAACUAUCAGGACAACGUAUGUUGUUAUCAUGCUAACUUUUGGCCUGCACAUAAAUGCCGUAAACCUUGCAGGUUUAGCGCAAUUUAUUUGGCAGAAGAUCGACACAGCAAGCGGGAAACGACGUUCCCGGCAGCAAGUGAAGACGGCGUUCGCUACCGGGAAAAAAAUAUUAACCGUCUUUUUAUGUUAAGGACGCCAAUUCUGGUUACCUAUUCUUGGUUGACACGGGCGCACAGGUUAGUGUGA